Molecule: messenger RNA, 1844 nt
Organism: Dipodomys ordii (Ord's kangaroo rat)
Lineage: Eukaryota; Metazoa; Chordata; Mammalia; Rodentia; Heteromyidae
Gene: Sphk1
Product: sphingosine kinase 1
Exons: 8
Coding region: 1-1671 (556 amino acids)
Biological process (GO): cellular response to growth factor stimulus; negative regulation of apoptotic process; sphingosine biosynthetic process
Cellular component (GO): intracellular membrane-bounded organelle; membrane; cytoplasm
Source: RefSeq, a predicted model, not a curated record
AUGACUGAUCCAACCCACCGCUGGACCAAGUACGGGGACCUGGCGAGCCCGCGCCGCUCUCGGGCCGCGCCUCAGACACCCGAGGGCGGCCCUCCAGGCCACGCCCCCUCCGGGAAGCCGAGAGGCGGCGGCCAGAGCGGCCGCACGGACGUCAUCUUAGGUGAGGGCAGAGAGGUGGGCCACGCUGCGAGGCCUGCUCUUGAGACGGACGCACUACGAAUUCGCUCGGCCGCCAGCGUCUGCGGCUCCCCCGAGAGCUACUUCGCUUUCACGGUUAAGGGAUCCAAAAUGUCAGCCUGCGUGGACGAGGACGCUCCGGCUCCGCGCCUCUAUGGUUAUAGUUCGCGCAUGCGCCGCAGAGACGCGUGCCCGGGCUCUGCCCAGAGACGCAGCCAGGCCCCGCCCGGGCACCGCAGCCCCCGGAAGCCUCCCUGCCCGCCGCGGAUGCUGGUGCUGGUGUUGACUUUCUCGUACACCGGUCUCCCUCGGAUAGGCCAAUGGAUGAGACUCUCGGUCCCAAGCUCCUGGUGGGGUCGGAGGUGGAGUCCCGUGGUCUGGGUUUGCUUUGCAGCCGGCGCCCCCCGGGGCCUGCUGCCCAGGCCCUGCCGCGUGCUGGUGCUGCUGAACCCGCGCGGAGGCAAGGGCAAGGCCCUGCAGCUCUUCCAGAGCCGCGUGCAGCCCCUGCUGGACGAGGCCCAGGUCUCCUACGAGCUGCAGCUCACCGAGCGGCCGAACCACGCGCGGGAGCUGGUGCAGGCGGAGGAGCUGAGCCGCUGGGACGCCCUGGCUGUCAUGUCCGGGGACGGCCUGAUGCAUGAAGUGGUGAACGGGCUCAUGGACCGGCCUGACUGGGAGACCGCCAUCCGGAAGCCCCUGUGUACCCUUCCAGGAGGCUCUGGCAACGCCCUGGCGGCUUCUAUCAAUCACUAUGCUGGCUUCGAGCAGGUGACAAACGAAGAUCUCCUGACCAACUGCACGCAGCUGCUGUGCGGCAGGCUUCUGUCCCCCAUGAACCUGCUCUCGCUGCACACCGCCUCCGGGCUGCACCUCUACUCCGUGCUCAGCCUGGCAUGGGGCUUCGUGGCUGACGUGGACCUGGAGAGUGAGAAGUACCGGCGCCUUGGGGAGUUGCGAUUCACCAUGGGUACUUUUUUGCGCCUGGCAACCCUUCGCAUCUACCAGGGCCAACUGGCUUACCUUCCAGUAGGAAGCGCUGUCUCCGCCUUACCCGCCGCCUCCAAGCAGGCGCAGCAGCAGGGUCCUGGAGACACACACCUUGUUCCCCUGGAGGAGCCGGUGCCCUCCCACUGGACGGUGGUGCCUGAGCAGGACUUUGUGCUGGUGUUGCUGCUGCUGCACAGCCACCUGGGCAGCGAGUUGUUCGCGGCACCCAUGGGCCGCUGUGCCGCUGGCGUCAUGCACCUGUUCUACGUGCGGGCAGGCGUGUCGAGGACCAUGCUGCUGCGUCUCUUCCUGGCCAUGCAGAAGGGCAAGCAUAUGGAGUAUAACUGCCCCUACUUGGUACACGUCCCCGUGGUGGCCUUCCGCCUGGAGCCCAAGAAUCAUAGCGGUGUGUUUACUGUGGACGGGGAGCUGAUGGCCAGUGAGCCUGUGCAGGGCCAGGUGCACCCGGACUACUUCUGGAUGGUCAGCGGUCGUGGGGAUCCCUAGCAGAGCCUUUGUGACUUAGGGGUCCCACCAUGCCUAUGUCAGACACAGCUAGUCUGAGACUGGGGUCUAUCCCCUGCCCUGGGAAAGCAGGGCCUGUCUACAGUUCCUGUGGAGGGUAGGGGGAGGGACCUCCUUGCUGGCUGGGCCAGUUGCCUGUGGAGCCCCCCCCCCCA